AUGGGUCUUGUUGCGUCGGACAAGGGAUUGCGGCGCACGACUUUGCCGCAGGCGUAUCCGGAGGACUGCAUAGAGCAGUUGGGCCACGCGAUUACGGAGGCGGCGCCUUCGCCCGCGCACUUCGAGGAUAUCAGGGAUAAGCUGGUGCGCUAUUUCGAGGGCGAAGAGGUGAGUUUCGAGGACGAACCCAUUGAUGUGGAGGACGCGUCGCCGUUUCACCGAGCCGCAUGGCAUGCUUGUCGCACGAUUCCGAAGGGUGAGACGCGCACAUACAAGUGGCUGGCGGAGCAGGCUGGCAAUGCGCUGGCGCCGAGGGCGGCGGGACAGGCAAUGGCGAAGAAUCGGCUUGCCAUCAUCAUCCUUGCCACCGCGUGA
This is a messenger RNA of Geodia barretti, 375 nucleotides long. The record is from the annotation of a GenBank genome assembly. Lineage: Eukaryota; Metazoa; Porifera; Demospongiae; Tetractinellida; Geodiidae.